Homalodisca vitripennis (glassy-winged sharpshooter) is the source of this 2808-nucleotide messenger RNA. RefSeq names its product RAB11-binding protein RELCH homolog. The annotation marks the transcript as partial. Lineage: Eukaryota; Metazoa; Arthropoda; Insecta; Hemiptera; Cicadellidae. The transcript is spliced from 20 exons. Gene Ontology annotation, cellular component: trans-Golgi network; recycling endosome. The record is from RefSeq and is a predicted model, not a curated record. Gene Ontology annotation, biological process: intracellular cholesterol transport.
GAUUUUGAGGACUGGGACGAUGUAGGACUGAACAUCCCUAAGCCAGCCGAGCUGCUGCAGCUGUACAGGGACGCGAUGAGACAGCCGGGACACAGCGCGCCCAUGCGCGACUGUGGGAGUCAGGUCACGCUGGCGACAGACGAGGAACUGGCACUGAAGCAGCAGGUUAUGUCCCUAACAGUGGAGUUAGAGGAAGUCAGAACUCAGUUGGUAAACCUGGAGAGAGAAAAGGCUGCUGAACUUACUGCUAACAUUGAGAGGCUGUCGACAGUAGAAACAGUGCCGACACACUACGCGACAGAGACAGUGUCAGUACGCAGCGCGACACCGGAACACUUCGAGAUGAUAGACGCAGCGGCACGACACGGCUCGGAGAGUGGGAGUGGGAUGGAGCGUCUCUGCGAUGACAACGACACCUCCAGUCUCAAUGACACCGAGUGGACGCGUGUUAAUGCGUGCAUCGACUCGGAGACCGGUAGCGCACUGGGUCACUAUCCUGAAGGCUCUGGUCGGCCUGGAGAUAUAGAAGGCGGAUGUGAGGAGAGAGAGGAGCCUGCAGGAGCGGAGGAUCCCCUCCCCCUGGAUCUCCUGUCCCCCUCCGUCACUGCCAACAGAUCCCUGCCACCUGAGUUCCAGCGAGAAGUGGUCUGUCGAUGUUUUGUCAACACAGCCCGGGUGGGGGAGACACCACUGCUACACGAGUUGCUACACGAGGGGAUCAGUCUGGCAAGGUUAACUCAUGUGGUGGCACUCACUCUUCCAAGAAUCAUACCAAAUGUUCUUAUCAACAAACGAGAGGAACUGAUACCUCUAUUGGUCUGUACAAUUCACCUACACCAAGACUCUGCUCAGAGGGAUACUCUGCUGCAGUGGCUGUUCAAUCUCAAGAAAAGACCGCAAGAAGAAGAGAGAAGAUGUAUCCUAGCAGGUAUGGUCAGCCUCGCUCGAGCCAGCAGCCAGACCGUUAUCGAGUCUGAACUACUGCCUCACUGCUGGGAACAGAUGAGCCACAAACACACGGAGAGGAGACUGCUGGUUGCCGAGGCCUGUAGUGCACUGGCUCCAUACAUAUCGGCAGGUCUGCGUAACUCCUUAUUGCUGUCCAUACUGCAACAGCUACUGGGGGAGGACAGGGAGGAAACUGUUCGUGUGUCCUGCGUCCGCAGUCUUGCCCUUAUAGUGGCAGUGAUGGCUGACACCGACAAGUACACUCAGUGUGAGGAGUUGACACUUAUUGCUCUCCAAGACAGUGCGACUGCGGUGGCGGACUCUGCAGUUCACAUCCUGCUGCCUAUCCUCGCCCAGUGGUCGCUGACUCUUCACUACCUACAGGAUAAGUUGCUCACCAGACUGCUGUCAUCGCUUCACGCUGCUCUCAAGCGCAGUGGAGGUGGAGCUAGUGUGCUGCUGCUGUCAGCCGUACGAUCGCUCCUACCGUACCUGGUGAUGAGUGUGGCCGCUGUGGAAACAGUCACCAGUAGAAUACUGCCAGGACUACCCCUAGCUGAGCCACGUUCAGGGUUUGCGGACUUGUGUCAAGGUCUGGCCAAUCCUGCAAUAUUCUACAACGGAGAGUUCACGGUGGGCUCGGUGAUGAGUGCCUUUGACGUCGUUGUAAGAGAAACUCGGUGGUCGGAACUUGACUGGGUUCUCAACACAAUGAUACCAAAAUUGUUGGACAGUUUAGACCUAGUGGACGUAACUAAUGAAGAUUUACUGAAUGGUUUCAUCGCAUUCUUCAAAUCUCUCACGGCUGGUUUCGGAAAGACUGUCACUGUCAAUAUGAUCAAGCCUAUAUUCUCUGAAAGGCUGAACAUUCUGGAGUCUAGAUUAGUCAAUUUGGACAAGGACUGGCCUAACCUCUCACUUAUACCUGUGUAUCUUCUGGCAGUGGUCGCUCCCGUACAGAGUGAGGUGGGAGAAGUUGGCAACACUGUCCAGAGAUUCCUGUUGUCCCUGGCGUUGUGUGGCGCCCCUGUAGACUGUCUGCAGGUCAGCGUUUCUCAGCUGUCCAAAGUUCCAGCUUUACACGAAACCCUCAUGACCGCGCUGUGGGAAGGAGUGGUACACCCUCGGCCCUCCGUGCGAGCAGUAACAGCCACCAUGUUUGGACACGCCAUACGCUGUGUAGGAGAGUCCAUGACUACCAACCGCAUCGUCCCUGCUCUCAUCACAUUAGCAAGCGAUCCUGACAUUACCGUGAAAACUGCAACCAUUCCAGUCUUUGGGACUUUGAUAGAAUAUUCAACAAAUAAAGAGGUAGAGGAUAAAACGUACUUUCAACUGCAAUCACUUCUCAGUGACCCAACGGCCCGAGACAGUCACCCGGCACUGCUACAGCUGGUGGCAACACUGGGUUGCAUCGUGUCCCGGUGUGACAGUUGGUUCCGAGACGAUGUUGUGGUACCGCAGCUGGCAGCUACGGCCCGCGUACACGCUACAGCUAACCAACCAGAGCCGGCGGUUGGACCUAGCGUUAGCGCUGGUGCAAGCCUUCAACAACGCAGUCUACUGCUCGCUCUCCAAGAGUACCAUCACGACAGCUCUCAUACCUGGUCUCAGGUACCUAGAGCAGGUGUGCAGUCAGUCGCUGACCAGUCAUCACGAGACAGUGCUCAGCAUGAUACAGGAGGCGGAGUCUCGCUCUGAUACAGCCAAGCCCAUAGAGAGAUCCAGCAGUACACUAAGCCUGGCAAUGGCCACAUCAAAUGUUGGGCAAGGAAUGGAGGACGUGAAGAAUAGAGUUACCAAAAUAUUCCAGACGCCCAUCUCCAGGCCUACCAACCUUCCCAAUCUGCAAAGUAUAAA